Phyllopteryx taeniolatus (common seadragon) is the source of this 6884-nucleotide messenger RNA. Its product is annotated as alpha-protein kinase 3-like. Gene Ontology annotation, biological process: cardiac muscle cell development; protein phosphorylation. Gene Ontology annotation, molecular function: ATP binding; protein serine/threonine kinase activity. The transcript is spliced from 14 exons. NCBI's taxonomy places the organism in Eukaryota, Metazoa, Chordata, Actinopteri, Syngnathiformes, Syngnathidae. The coding region runs from base 92 to 5161 and encodes 1689 amino acids. The record is from RefSeq and is a predicted model, not a curated record. Gene Ontology annotation, cellular component: nucleus.
AGUGUGCAGACAGGUUGGGGGAGGGGGGAGUGUGAUGCACUCUUGUGCCUAUUUGAGGACCCCACUAAAAAUAGUACAGUAGCAGCCACGCAUGCUCUUGUUUGAUUGGAAAUCACAGCGCCUCAAGUCAGAGCUGUGGGGCAUCUGUCAAAGAGGAACAUCACCUCAUCCACGAACUUUUGCAUACUUUCAAAUGGGUUCACGGCGGACAACGUCACGCUCCCAAUCGGCCAAUGGAAGAGUCGGCCAAGGGAACGGAAUUGUUGGCAAUAGCCGGCCUGGAGGCUGCAGCUACAUUUCCAACGUCAGGCCAGAGAACAGGAGCACACUGUGCAGCGUGAUAGCUCAACUGACACAGGAAACACAGCCCACCUUCAUGACCACUCUUAAGUCCAGAGCUGUGUCAGAGAACUGCAACGUCAAGUUCUUCUGUGUGGUGACUGGUUAUCCUAUCCCUCAACUUACUUGGUAUAAGGAUGAUAAACAGUUGGACAGAUUCUGCGGCCUUCCUAAAUAUGAAAUAUUUCGCAAUGGGCAAAACCAUUCCCUGCAUAUUUACGAUUGUACUCUGGAGGACGCAGCCAUCUACCAGGCAUCGGCCAGUAACAGCAAAGGUAUCGUGUCGUGCUCGGGGGUUCUGGAGGUGGGCGGAAUGAACGAGUACAAGAUCCACCAGCGCUACUUUGCCAAGCUCAAGCAGAAAGCGGAGGGCCGAGGCAAAGAGGCUGACGGCAAGGAGAACCAGGUGCCGUUUCGUACCAUCAGCCCGGAACGCUCGCAGAGGAAGCGGCGCUCCACCAUGGAGGCCUUCCUGCGUGCGCCCAGCUCCACGGAGAACAAGGUCACUGAGGAGUUAAUUCCAUCUGUUGGUGAGGAUUCAAAGGUGAGGUUGGAGGAACCUGCAGAGGAACUGGUUGAGGAGAGGCCGACACCCUUGACUAAGACUUCUGCAAAAACAAAUAAUGAAAGCGGAGUUGGAGGUGGCAUUGCCAAGACUCCCUUUGUCAAGAAAAAGAUCAAGAUUUGCCCCAGAGGUGAAAGGACGCCUGAGGAGAUGAGACAGGCCAGCUCGGAGGUGCUCAUGGAAGUGGAACGUUGCAGAAAGAUGGCAGAACGUCAAAACCGAGCACCUUUUGGAAAAUUGUCAAGGAAAAAAAGUUCAGAGGCGCUUCGUUCUCCAGAGGGAGUGAGGAAAGACAAGGAAAGUAACCGCAAACGUGAUGAGAAAGUGUUUGAGAAGAAUCCUCGCAUGUCCACCAGACUUCCGAGUGCCCCAGAAACUCAAAGGCCCUCAAGCCGAGUGAUGCAGCACAUGGCUGACUCUGGAGCAGUGGAUGGGAUCCUCCAGAGCAGGGCUGCGUUACCUGAGCAGACCUCAGAUCAGUCACCGCAACAAGAAACGAAAGUGAGGCAAAGGAACCCGUCCGUUCAUAGUGAGGUGACACAAGCCCCAACGUGGAUGAGUGGGAAUAAUGCACCUGUCAACCCAGAACCUCCACCUGACCAGCGUUUGGCGGUGGCGAUCGCACAACCACAGCGGAAAGCUCCACUGAAACAAGCGGCUACAAGAGAAGAUGCCCAACCCUUUUUUGUCACACCACAUGAAUCGUCGCUAUACAGACAGCAUCAUUCCAAGGGAUCAAGGCAAAACCACAUGGCCCCGCAAAAGUCGGAACUCGUUUCAUCUGCAGACAAGCAAAGCCAAGCCGGUUUAGUGGUAAAGUCUGUUGGAGGGCAAGAAGUACAAGCUAAUAAAAAGGUAGAUGACAGUGAGGUUAGGAAGCCAGUAGUACCAAAUGAAAAGAUUGUUAAAAGGCUGACUGUAACCCCUGUUACACCAAAGGUUCAACAACCAGAGCACACAAGCGAUAAAGUACCUACUGUCACUAAUCCCAUUGUUGUGUCUAAUAAUGACAAGAAAGAGUUUAGUUUAAAGGCCAACUUGCAGUUCCAGACUAAUAAACAGACUAAAGUUGAAACCGCUUGCCCACAUUCCCAAAAAACUCUCAGCUUAAAUGAGCAGCAGUUCAGAAACAUCCAAGAAACCUCUAAACCUGUAUCCAGGGUUAUAUCUGUUGCAGAACUUAUGAGAGCCCAAAUAAUGGCUCUUGACUCCGCGGAAACAAGUCCCACUAAAGACAUCCCUAUAGACUUGGCAGCAUGUCCUGCUGCUGCAGACAAAUCUCAAAACCUUAGAAAUGAUGAAGGUAAAUCUACGGCUCAAGGAGGGAAGUCAGCACCUGAUGACAUACCAAAGAAUAGUGUUGGUAGAUCCUCUCCAAAGGAACACCUUGUACAGCAAAACCAUUUGGGAAAGAAUAAGACUUCUGAAAAGAAUCUUAGUCCCUGUCUUUCAUCUGUCAUUGAUCCCCUCAGCAUAGAAUGCAAUCGAGAUGUCACAGCCUUUCCCAAUGCAGGUUCUUCAAAUAACUAUACUUUUGUUCCGGUGAAUCCUAAGGAGGAGGCAACUCAAGGGAGGAAGUCAGCACCUGAUAGCAUAGCUAAGAAUCAUGUUGACCAAACUUCUCCAAAGGAAUGUCUUAAAAAGCAAAGUCAUCUCAGAAAGAAAAGGAAUUUUCAAGAAAAUCCUAGUCCUUGUCCUUCCUGUGUCAUUGAUCCUCUUGGCACACAAUGCAGUCAAGAUGUCACAGACAUUCCCCAUGCUGGAUCUUCAAAUAAGUACCCUUCUGUUGCCGUGAAUACUAAGGAGGAGGCACCUCCAGGGAGGAAGUCUGUACCUGUUGGCAUACCUAAGAGUCACAUUGAUCAAAUCUCUCUCAACGAAACUCUUGUAAACCAAAGUCAUCUGGGAAAGAAUAAGACUUUUCAAGAAAAUCCUAGACCUUGUCCUUCAGCUGUCAUCGAUCCCUUUAGCAUAGAAUGCCAUGGAGACGUAACAGAGAUUCCCCAUCCAGGUUAUUUAAAUAACUAUACUUCUGGUCCCAUGCAUCCUGAAGAGAAAGCAACUCAAGGCAGGAAGUCAGUCCCUGAUAGCAUGCCUAAGAAUUGUGUUCAUCGAACCUCUCCAAAGGAACAGCUUAUAAAGCAAAGUCAGACUUUUCAAGAAGAUACUCGACCCUGUCCUUCAUCUGUUGUUGUUUCCCUUAGCUUAGAAUGCAAUCGAGAUCUAAAGGCCAUUCCCCUUGCAGGUUCUCAAAAUAACUACCCUUCUGUUCCCGUUAUUCCUAAGGAGGAAGUAAUUCAAAGACAUACAUCAAGAACCAAAACUGUUUGGACCCAAGGUAAAGACUUGGGAGAAGUGGAAAAGUUCUUACCAGAUAUUAAAUUAAACACUGAAACGCAACAGGGAACUACUGGAAACACUUCUCAAACACUAAUAGUUGAACACAAUCUAACCAGUUCUUCACUGGAGGUGCUGAGAUUGCCCAGUGUCCUUCGUGCAGAUACACAAGAAAGCACCCUUUGUUUCCAAGGGCAGUCAAUGGUUGAAGACAUUCAAGGGAAUAAUAUAUUACCAAAUUCAAGUCCCGAAGCAACUCUAUUACCAAAUUCAAGUCCCGAAGCAACUCCAUUAAUGCAGAAAAGAGAUAGUGAUUCUCCUCUUUCUUCUGCAACUCCUCGAGAAUUGGCCUCAGGGGCCCGUCCUAAGAUCCUUUCUUCCAAGGACAAACCUGAGGAGACCAAAUCACCACCUUAUCCCCAUCCUGAGAAGCAAGAGGUUUCUCCACCAGACAGCACACUUUCCACCAGUCCUCUGUCAAUCUUAUCAUCUCCAAAGUGUUCACGACGGUCACCUCCUCUUCUUCAGCCCAAUGACGAAAGAAAUUCUCAUGUAGAGAAGCGAUCGUCAAUUGUGGGAAGAAAAAAGAUAACCGCUGUGACAAAGGCAUCAAGCCAACCGCCAGAUGAGAACAUCCAAAGUGAGAAAAGUGAGAAGGACAGAUGGGACCCAUGCAAAGCUCCUCAAGUUAUCCGUAAGAUCCGCAGUGAAAGCUUUCCGGAUGCCUCAGGACACCUAAAAUUAUGGUGCCAGUUUUUCAAUAUUCUCACCGACUCGACCAUUGCUUGGUUCAGAAAUCAACUGGAGAUCGCCCAGAUUAAGAGAAGUGCGGCAGAUGAAAGCCAGGUCAAUCUGGCCGUGAUUCAAGCAUCAAGCAAAGACUCUGGUGUUUACAAAUGCACUAUCACAAAUGACUAUGGGAGCGACUCCACUGACUUUCUGCUUGGUCCAGACAUUUUAUCAGGGAUUUCGCUCCGUGAGGACCAUGGUGCUGGAGAAGAGAUAGAAAUGGCGCCCCUGAUGUUCAGCAAGGGCGUGGCUGACAGCGGCGUCUGGGGCAACAAAUUGUUUGGUCGUGUAAUGGUGCACAAAUCCUGUAUCAGCGAAGGCUGUGCCCACAAAGUCUGGAGGGCUAAAGUCAUCUACGGCCUGGAGCCUGUGUUUGAGUCUGGUCACACGUGUAUCAUCAAAGCACAACGCCACAUCGCUUAUGGCGGCAAGGAGGAACAUUGCCUCACGGACAGGAAUUUGGACUUUGUCAAGGAGAACUGUAAGACUCAGAAUCUGGCUCGUGCAUACUGCAAAAUCUUCUCUGCGGAGACGAGAAUUAUCGAGAACUUUGGGCCUCCUCUCGAGGUCAUCCCAAUCUACUUGAUGUACCGGCCAGCAAACACCAUCCCCUAUGCCACGGUGGAGGCUGACCUGGUAGGAGUCUAUCAGAAAUAUGUAGUGAUUGACCAUAUGGGGAGGAUCGAGAUGAGAAUGGCCUCUGAGAUGGAGCUCAAGUGUUGCGCACUCCAGCACUGGAUCUUUCAAUGGACCCACGGAAAUCUGCUCAUCACUCGGCUUGAAGGUGUUGAUACAAAGAUCACCAACAUUGGAAUUACAGUCAAAUCUACUGGACAUCAAGGUCUCCAAAUGGAAGGCAAGCCUGAAGUGUUGGAGGGUUUUGUCUCACAGCACCAGUGUAACUACUUCUGCGGUCUGCUGGGCCUGAGGUCGCUCAAGCUUUUAGACUCUUUAACCGCGCCGGCCAAGACAAAAGGCUCCAGGAGCCCAUUACUGCAGCGCAAGAGUCAGGCUCCUGGAUCCUGCAGCCCGCAGACUAGCAGGAGAGCAGCAAACAGCCCCCGGGUGCCCAGGAAGGCUGAGCAAGAUGCCACAAAGAACCUGAAGGACGCUGUUGAAGUCUCAUUGUGAGGCAUUACAGAUCAUGAGUUUACCAGUAACCAUUCCUUGUCUUUAUGUAGAUUUAAGCCUUCAUUUUUCAUUGCACAUGUCCACUAUAUUAAGGGAUUAUACCUAUUUAAAUUCGUUAAUCAACUUACUAGACCCUUUUAUCCAACAUGAAUCUUCAUCUUACCAAGACAUGAUUCCAACUUUUUGCACGGCCCUUUUCUGUCUGCAGUGGAUAAAGCAAGGUUGGAUGAGUUUAAUGUGGGAGAACCUGACCUCAAGCCCAUCCAGCACCUUUGUAAUAAACUAGCCCAGACAUUUUAAACAUCUUGUAGAAAGUCCUCCCAGAAGAAGCCCAUAUUUUCACUUCCUUUAUGUACAGGUGUCCCGUCGGCUUAAUCGGGGUACAUACUGUAGGUAAAUAUAUAUGUUUUUAUUUUAACGUGACAGACCCACACAUGACAUUAAAUUGCCAACCUAUUAUAGAGUGUGAGAGUUUUUACCCUAACCAGAAGGCUCAAACAUAACGUAGUAUCGACUGACCUACUAGAGCCAGCAGUGUGACGCAGGGACUCCGGACUGCUGGAAAUUACAAAGAAUAAUUACUACAAGUAGUAAUAGUAGAAGUAGUAGCGCUAGUAGUAGUAAUAGUAUCGUUGCAUUCCACGUGAGAACCACAGAGUAAAAUGGCUUGUACAGUGGAACCUCGAUUUAAUGGACUAAUCGGCGCUAAGGGUCAUCUGUUAAAGAUGUUUAUCGGUUAUUUUGAAGCACUUUUUUUCGUGGCCGAAGAACACCCAGUACCGUACAAAAUUAUUGUUUUCUACUUUUUUUGUGGCCUAAAAACACCCAGUAGAGUAAAAAAUUAUUGUAAAUAAAUAUUUUUAAAAAAAGCUUGAAAAUGUUUAAAAAGUUUUGAAGAUUAUCUAAACUGACUUUUAAUCAUUGCUGUGAAAAGUAAGUAAGGUUAAUCCAAAUACUGGUGCUUGGGAGGGGUGAUAAUGGUGUGCUGAUGGGAGAAAGUUGUCGUGGUAGCGAGUCAAGGGUCGCUUUCAUGAGGUUAGCACGCUUCCUUUUCGCAGCCCUGUUACGACUUAAUGGAAUAAAGAAGGGCUUGACAAAAAGCAACUGUAUAAUGUACCAAAAUCAGCAUGUUCGAGAGACGUGUACACGAUGAGCGCCCAAGUCAACAAGAGCCAUAGAUAUGAAUAAAUAGAUACGACAUGUCCCUUUUGAGCUGCAUGCCUACGGCGACGCUAAGCUAAUGUCCAUGGGUUGCCUUUGAUGGAAACGUCACCCCUGCCUACAUGGCCCCCACGUAGGAAUGUCGGUUAGCCUGGCCGUGUAUCUAGUCUUCAUAUUUGUAACAAAAGCGUCUCAACCCAGAAAUACAGGUAAGGUAUUAGUUUCUGCCUGUCGAUUGUGCCAGUGAACAAAAGUGGUCAAUUCUGGAACGAACAGACUUUGUCCGUUACAAAGGGGCAUUUUGAGUUCCAGGUCCGUUAAAGUAGAAGUCUGUUGGUAUAUUCGCUUUGGAUUAAAAAAAAAAAAAAUCAUAAAUGUUGAACAUGUUUUGCAUCAUUAGCAUAAAGUGAACUUUUGAACCGCAAGAAGCAAACCAAGCGGACAUGUAAACGUGGUCACAUGACACAGAUGUACAGUGACACAUACAUAUUUUAUAUUAUAACCACAUCAUGCUAAAUGUGACUGGUAGUAAAAUAAAAUAAAGCUGCAUGUAUAAAGAGUG